AUGCUCCUAGGACACAGCGACGCCUACACCGAGGACGUCAAAAUGCAAGUAACAGUUGCUUUCAACCACUUUGGAGAAGGGCUUGUUCAACGUAUGCCCAGAUGUCGACAUGGAUACUUUCAUGUGGUGAACAAUGAUUACACCCACUGGGAAAUGUAUGCAAUCGGGGUAAGUGCAAACCCCACCAUUAACAGCCAAGGCAACAGAUUCCUUGCUCCUGAUUAUCGAUUCCACAAGGAGGUUACAAAGCACCAAGAUUCAACAGAAGGCAACUGGAGAUCAGUGGGAGAUCUUAUAUUAAAUGGGGCAUUCUUCACAGCAUCAGGGGCUAAAGAAUCCUCAAGCUAUGCCAAAGCUUCGAGUAUGGCGGCAAGACCUUCCUCUAUUGUGGGCUCUAUCACUGCAAGUUCGGGUGUUCUCACCUGCAGAAAAGGUUCCAGCUGUUAG
This is a messenger RNA of Cryptomeria japonica (Japanese cedar), 447 nucleotides long. Its product is annotated as probable pectate lyase 18. The transcript is spliced from 3 exons. NCBI's taxonomy places the organism in Eukaryota, Viridiplantae, Streptophyta, Pinopsida, Cupressales, Cupressaceae. The record is from RefSeq and is a predicted model, not a curated record. The coding region runs from base 1 to 447 and encodes 148 amino acids. Gene Ontology annotation, molecular function: pectate lyase activity.